GCCAGAACUGAACUCCCAGUUUUCACUCUCUGAAGUCUGAACGGUACUUCCAAAGCUUCCAACAGUGCAAAACCAGCGUACAAACAAAGAACAACAUUGUUUUCAUCGAAGCCCACAUUUCACACACACAUUUACUGCACACCUAUUCAUAGUACACGGACUUAAACCCCACUAAAAGAGAAGAAAGUGUCACUGUUCAUAGAAAAAUUUGUUCUUUCUCUCACAAAGCGAUUCAAGAAAGGCUUGCAAGUUCAUGUGGAGGGGAAGAUUUUUGUUGUUGUGGGUGUGAGGUUGUGUGGCUUUUCUUGGAGCAAAGCUGCUUCCUCAAACUCAAAUAGGAUAUGGCUGCAAUAACAAGUCCUGGCACACAAAUUGUAGCACCAAAGUCUUGUAUUCCUGCAUCUCAUGGAUUUUCCAGAUCAAGAAUCACAUACUUUGGCAACAAAAAGAAAGGCUCGUCUUGGACAAAGCUCAGGAGCUUGUCUUUCAUGUCAGCUACACAGUCAUUUUCCAAAACCUAUGGCUCCAAGUUGUUAAAAUCUCAAAGGCAUGUAAUAAAAGCAGUGGCAGGAGAAGGUGAUAAGCAGCCUUUGCCAGGAUUACCCAUUGAUUUGAGAGGCAAGAGGGCAUUUAUUGCUGGUAUAGCUGAUGAUAAUGGUUAUGGAUGGGCAAUAGCAAAGUCUCUUGCAGCUGCUGGUGCUGAAAUUCUCGUUGGUACAUGGGUGCCUGCACUAAAUAUUUUUGAGACAAGCCUACGUCGUGGAAAGUUUGAUGAAUCACGAGUGUUGCCAGAUGGUUCUUUGAUGGAAAUUACCAGAGUCUACCCAUUGGAUGCCGUCUAUGACUCUCUUGGGGAUGUUCCUGAAGAUGUCAAAACAAAUAAACGUUAUUCCGGGUCUUCAAAUUGGACUGUGAAGGAAGUUGCUGAAUCAGUGAAACAGGAUUUUGGCAGUAUCGAUAUUCUUGUGCACUCACUUGCCAAUGGUCCAGAGGUUAGUAAGCCUCUUCUGGAGACAUCCAGAAAUGGUUAUCUAGCAGCUGUCUCUGCAUCAAGUUAUUCUUUUGUUUCUCUUCUCAGGCAUUUCCUUCCCAUCAUGAAUCCAGGCGGUGCUACAAUUUCUCUGACAUACAUUGCAUCAGAGAAAAUCAUACCAGGAUAUGGUGGUGGCAUGAGUUCCGCAAAGUCUGCUCUGGAGAGUGAUACAAGGGUGCUAGCUUUUGAAGCUGGAAGAAGACACAACAUUAGAGUUAACACCAUAUCUGCAGGCCCAUUGAGGAGUCGUGCUGCAAAAGCUAUUGGUUUUAUAGAUAUGAUGAUCGAUUAUUCACUGGAGAAUGCACCCUUGCAGAAGGAACUAACAGCUGAUGAGGUUGGCAAUGCUGCUGCUUUUCUGGCAUCCCCAUUGGCUUCAGCCAUCACUGGUGCUGUCGUUUAUGUGGACAAUGGUCUUAAUGCAAUGGGAGUUGGGGUUGAUAGCCCAGUAUUCCGGGAUCUUGAUAUUCCAAAAGCCAACAAAAGCUAGUGCUACUAGUCAGUAGUUUCACAUUCACUGAAGUCAUUGGGAAAUUUUGGUAUAGGAAUAAGGUUGGGCUUGUAAUUUCUCAUGGUCUGCAGUAUUCUUAGAGAAAAGGUCAAUUAAGAAUAGUCAUUUUGACCGGAAAACUUGCUUCUUUUCUAGGAACAUUUCGAUGGUUGCAGCAAAUGUUGUACUGCAACUUUAUUAUAAACCCUGUCCACCUAAUUGACUGUUGUAAGCUGUUUGCAUUUACUACUUGGCUUACAUUUGUAAGGCUGUAA
Sesamum indicum (sesame) is the source of this 1798-nucleotide messenger RNA. Its product is annotated as enoyl-[acyl-carrier-protein] reductase [NADH] 1, chloroplastic. Gene Ontology annotation, molecular function: enoyl-[acyl-carrier-protein] reductase (NADH) activity. Gene Ontology annotation, biological process: fatty acid biosynthetic process. The record is from RefSeq and is a predicted model, not a curated record. NCBI's taxonomy places the organism in Eukaryota, Viridiplantae, Streptophyta, Magnoliopsida, Lamiales, Pedaliaceae.